Messenger RNA from Macadamia integrifolia, 4409 nucleotides. RefSeq lists its product as uncharacterized. The transcript has 2 exons. Bases 328 to 4161 code for a protein of 1277 amino acids. The record is from RefSeq and is a predicted model, not a curated record. NCBI's taxonomy places the organism in Eukaryota, Viridiplantae, Streptophyta, Magnoliopsida, Proteales, Proteaceae.
ACGCACCCCACUGGACUAAAAUCUUGUGACAAAAAAAAGACGGGGGAAAGCAGGAAGGCAAAAGAGAAAACCCUCUCUCUCUCCAACACGCACACUUUCUUCUGUGACCCUCUAGGGUUUAGAAUUGUAUCAUUUCUUCAUUUAUUUUACGUUUUCACAGUAGAGUUGUUUUCUGCUUGAGAAUGGUGGAAGCGAGUCGCUUUUCUCUGUUGCAUUUCAUUCGAGGACUAGCUUAAGAGGUAUGACUUCUGUUCUGCAACCAUUUAGGAUUCGUAAUCGAAGCUACGGAUUUUUGGUUUUCAGCUUCAUUUCGCUUGCUCGCCUGCCAUGACAUCUUUGACGAACGGCGAGUGCGAAUUAGAUAGGAAGUCUGAUAUCUCUGUUGAUUUGCCUCGCUACGAGGUAGAACAUCCCGAUGUAAUUAGGGUUUCUGGAGGUACGCAUGGUGAGCAUCGCUCUGCUGCUCGAAUUGAUGAAACUGAGUGUUUGACGACGACGGUUGCUGGGUUGGAGGAUUCUAGGGUUCUCCCUGAGCUUGUCGGUAGAAAAAUGGUGGAGUUGGAGGAUUUAAAUUCAAAUGGUACAAAUGUUACAAAUGUUGUUUCUGUAGUUGAACACGCAGAGACAGAGAAGGUGAGAUACGAAGAAGCUAGUGUAUCGCCUGAUGUCGAUUUGGAGUCUAGGCUUUCCGUUGUUCAAACUGAUUACUUGCCGUUGAGCAGGGAAGGCCCUUCUCUUGCCGUUCAAGACACGGGAGUGGAGCAUGCAACGACGAGGUACGAAGUGAUACCUGAGAUUUCUUCCGGAGAAACGAGGGGAGAUGCAGAAGCCACUAUUAAGCGGGCUGGCUCUGAUUUUGAUUCUUUAUAUUCUAAGCUCGAUGAAAAUGCAGUCCAUGAGUUGCCGGAGGCGCUGGGCGCAGAAACAGCUAGCGCCUUGAGAUAUGGAUUCAAAAUAGGGGAUAUGGUGUGGGGAAAGGUCAAGUCUCAUCCAUGGUGGCCUGGGCACAUCUUCAGUGUAGCAUUCGCAUCUCCUUCCGUGCGUUGGACAAAGAGGGAGGGUCAUGUUUUGGUUGCUUUCUUUGGUGACAGCAGUUAUGGUUGGUUCGACCCAGCGGAACUUAUUCCUUUUGAUCCUCAUUACGCAGAGAAAUCACGGCAGACAAACUCCCGGAAUUUCUUGAAGGCUGUUGAAGAGGCUGUUGAUGAGGCCUGCAGGAGACGUGCUCUUGCUUUGGCCUGCUACUGUCGGAACCCAUUUAAUUUCCGGCCCGCAAAUGUUCAGGGUUAUUUUUCUGUUGAUGUAGGGGGAUAUGAGCCUGGUGGAGUUUAUUCAGUAAAGCAAAUUGAAAUGGCAAGAGAUAGCUUCCACCCAGAUGAGAUGCUUUCAUUUGUUCUACGAAUGGCAUUGACACCUCGGAAUGAUGAGCAGAAGGGCAUCGAUUGGAUUAAGGAUAAGGCCCUUGUUCUUGCUUACCGGAAGGCAGUGUUUGAGGAGUACGAUGAAACUUAUGCGCAGGCGUUUGGAGUACAAACAAUACGGUCUCGUGAUACAUCGGGGGUAUUGUAUCAACCUGAGAAAGUUCCAUCUCGAGCUCCUUUGAGCGGUCCUCUGGUGAUUGCUGAAGCUCUUGGUGAGAGGAAGAGCUCUACAAAGCUUAUAAAAGGUAAAGAUCAAUCAAAGAAAGACAAAUACUUGUUGAAACGAAGAGAGGGACCAAAUGAUCCCAAGUCGCAUCACGUUAGCCAAGGACCUGUAGGUAUUUCAGUACCAUCAAGUUUGAAGAAGGGAGUGGCAGCACCAGUAGCUGGGGACUAUGUAUUGCAAAAAAGAGAAUCAAUGAAGCCUCUUACUCCGCGAAAAGUGGCAGCAGGAAUGAUCAGUGGGGUAAUUUCAGUUCCAAGUCAAGGAGCAGCUGAGCAAGAGGGGAUUCAAGUAGCAGCCAAGAGACCAAUAGUUGCUCCUAAAGGCUCAGUUGAUUCGGCAGUGAACACGAGUCAGGUUAGUGAAUUGGCUGGUUCUCAGUUGAGUCUGCCUGCCGCUGGAGGCAGUGCACCUCUUGCACAGGGGGGUCAAGAAUAUGGAAAGCAACCUCUGGAUGAGGAUAUGUGUGGCUUGCAAGAGGUGAAAGGAAGGGUGAGUGUAGAUGUGGUGGGGGGUGGUCCCAUAAGUGCUGGUAUGAAUUUAUCAAAUACAGGGGGGAUGUCCGAACAUCGUGGUGCAGUACACCGUGAUUUUUGGCAGGGGGGUGCAGCUAUGGUUGAUGCGAAACAUGAGGAGCAAUUGAUAGUUGGCCGUACAGUUGAAGUUCUUGAACAAGCAAAGAUGAGAAUCGCGAAGCCCUCUAAAGAUCACAAUGGACUUGAUAGUGUGUGGGAAGGUGCUAGUGGUUUACCUUUGUUAGCUGCUGAUGUGAAACAUCCUGCAAGUAAGGUUGUAAAUACGGGCAGUGACACAGGGAUGAAGGCAAAAAAUGUCCGCAAGCACCCUGGAGAUGAGCUGAACUUUGAGAAAUCUAUCAUGAGGGAGAGAAAGAAGAAAAAGAAGAAAGAACUAGGUUCAGAGGCAAGCCUGGAUCAUAAACAAAAAUAUCUGAAAAUUCAAAAAGAUGGAGAACCAGUGAGAAAAUCAGCAGGAAAAUCCAUUGGUAUUGGUAUGGUUUCACAGAAAAAAGUUGAUGGGGCCAACGAUUCCUUCCCUUCCAGCUCAUUGAUGACUCCGUCGGUUGAUAUGGGGGAUGCAGAUGUUGAUCUUCCUCAAUUAGUGGAUGAUCUUUUGGCUCUUGCUCUUGAUCCCUUCCAUGGUGUAGAGCGGAACAGCCCUGCUAUUGUACGACAGAUUCUCCUGCGGUUCCGAUCCAUUGUCUAUCAGAAAAGUUUGGUUCUGUUGCCCUUGACUGAAGCUGAAACUUCUGAUCAAGGCAAUAAAUCUUCAGCAGUUACUGGUGGUCUGGAUAUUCCUCCUGGCGACGAGAGAAACCAGCCAUCUGAUUCAAGGCCACCUAAGCACCUGUUUAGAUCAGAUGAUCUCACAAAAGCUGGCCGUAAGCGUAACCCCUCUGACCGUCAGGAAGAGAUUUCUGCAAAGAGGCUGAAGAAACUGAAGGAACUGAAGGCAUUGACAAUGGAAAAGAAGUCUGGCAGCUUGAAUAUUUCUGAAAUGCAACGAGACCGGAAAGAUAUAAAAGAUACUGGUGUAGGAGUGCCAGCAAAGCCAAUCAAGGCAGAUUCAGUAAAGAAGCUAGAGCCAUCUGUGAGGGUGGCGGAGCCUACAAUGCUGGUUAUAAAAUUUCCCCCUAAAACAACACUGCCGUCCAUCCCAGAACUGAAGGCACGGUUCGUACGCUUUGGGCAACUUGAUCACUCUGCCAUCCGUGUGCUUUGGAAGUCCUCCACAUGCCGGGUUGUGUUCAAGCACAAGUCUCAUGCGCAUGCGGCAUACAACCAUGCCAUCCGAAAUAGUUCCCUAUUUGGGAAUGUGAAGGUGAAGUACUACUUGCGUGAUUUGGAAACACCAGCACAGGAGUCAUUUGAUUUAGUUAGGCGGCGAGAAGAUACUGCCGAUGAGACCACGCAGUUGAAGGUCCCAUCCACAAAUAAUUCUGCCGGAGAGCCUAGGCAAGCAGCAUUUCUGCCACGGCUACCUCAACCCGCAGUCCAGCCGAAGUCGAUUCUGAAGAAGCCAAAUGGUGAUGAGGCAGGGCCAAUCGUGGGAGUUUCAAGGGAUAGCCCACGUGUAAAAUUCAUGUUGGGAGGGGAGGAAAGUAGUAGGGGAGAGCAGUUGGUGAUUAGUAGUAGCGUCAACAACAAUGGUAGUAAUGCAGAUGGUGGUGCAUCUUCUCUUGCAAUGGGUGUUUAUAGUAAGAACUUUCAAAAGGUUAUUUCUCCACUGCCUCCUCUCCUUCCUCUUCCCCCUCGUAGUAGUCUGGAUGCACGUGAAAGUCCUGCAGUUGGUCAAUUACCCAAAUUCCACUAUCUGCACCAUAGCGAAGUAGAGAUGAGGAACAACCACAACUACUUCGUCCCUACCACCACCACCAUCACCAUUUCUGCCACGAACAUUGACAUUUCCCAUCAGAUGUUGAAUCUUCUGAUGAGGUGCAGCGACAUAGUAACCGAUGUGAAGUCCUCGUUAGGAUACGUUCCUUAUCAUCCUCUUUGAAGGCAACUGGUGCCGAUGGGGUAAUGCAAACGUGCUGGGACUACCGUGUCGGUUGCUCCAUGCGGCCGAGGUUGUAACAUGAAACACAAGAAGGUUGGGACCCCUUCUAGGCCAUGGACCGCUGGGAGCAUCUGUAGUUUAAAUUGAACACUAAUGUACUCGUAAUGUUUGUGCCACUUGUGGAUGAUGUCUAAUUUACUAACCGUGUAGUCAGAGACUCAGAAUAGUAAAAACAUGCUUAGUGCUUA